ACCAGCUGGCUGGGUCCGGGCUUGGGGAGUGCAACGCUGGUGAGGGACUCAGCCUGGGCGUGCCUAGCUGUGGGGAUGAGGCUAGGCAUCCAUCCUCUUGGCAGUUAAGUGGCUGGUCCUGAUCUGAGGGAUCUGCAAAUUUGGCUCAUGGGAAGAGGUCGCUGAAUUCUGCGUCUCCCAUUAAACGGAUACUGGCGUUGCUGAUACGAGUCUUCUGUGCUGCACCAUCUACAUAAUGAAUCCCAGUAUGAAGCAGAAACAAGAAGAAAUCAAAGAGAAUGUAAAGAAUAGUUCUAUCCAAAGAAGAACUCUGAAGAUGAUUCAGCCUUCUGCAUCUGGAUCUCUUGUUGGAAGAGAAAAUGAGCUGUCCACAGGCUUAUCCAAAAGGAAACAUCGGAAUGACCAGUUAACAUCUACAACUUCCAGCCCUGGGGUUAUUGUCCCAGAAUCUAGUGAAAAUAAAAAUCUUGGAGGAGUCACCCAGGAGUCAUUUGAUCUUAUGAUUAAAGAAAAUCCAUCCUCUCAAUAUUGGAAAGAAGUGGCAGAAAAACGGAGGAAGGCGCUGUAUGAAGCACUUAAGGAAAAUGAGAAACUUCAUAAAGAAAUCGAACAAAAGGACAACGAAAUUGCCCGCCUGGAAAAGGAGAACAAAGAAUUGGCAGAAGUAGCAGAACAUGUACAGUAUAUGGCAGAGCUAAUAGAGAGACUGAAUGGUGAACCUCUGGAUAAAUUUGAAUCACUGGAUAAUCAGGAAUUUGAUUCUGAAGAAGAUACUGUUGAGGAUUCUGUAGGGGAAGACUCAGAAAUUGGCACAUGUGCUGAAGGAAUUGUAUCUUCCUCUACGGAUGCAAAGCCAUGUCUAUGAAAUGCAUUAAUAUUUGACUGUUGAGAAUUUUACUGCCGAAGUUUACCUCCACUAGUUCUUUGUAGCAGAGUACGUAACUACAUAAUGCCAAUUCUGGAAUCAAGCUUCCUUGUUUGAAUCCUGGGACCCUAUUGUAUUAAAGUACAAAUACUAUGUAUUUUUAAACUAUGAUGGUUUAUGUAAAUAGGAUUUUCUCAGUUGUCAGCCAUGACUUAUGUAUAUUACUAAAUAAACUUCAAACUCCUGUUGAACAUUGUGUAUAACUUAGAAUAAUGAAGUAUAA
This is a messenger RNA of Macaca mulatta (Rhesus monkey), 1148 nucleotides long. RefSeq names its product geminin DNA replication inhibitor (gene GMNN). The record is from RefSeq and is a predicted model, not a curated record. NCBI's taxonomy places the organism in Eukaryota, Metazoa, Chordata, Mammalia, Primates, Cercopithecidae. Gene Ontology annotation, cellular component: nucleus. Gene Ontology annotation, biological process: negative regulation of DNA replication; negative regulation of cell cycle.